GCAUUUAAUCUGAAGAAGUACUUAGAUGGUAUAUGGUAUUAAUAAAUUGCAAUACUAUUGGAUAGGCCGUUAGUGGACGAAGAUUUGUUUACAAAUUUGUUCAAAAUUCUGAUAUGAAAAGGGCGGUUGACACAAUCAAAACGAGUAUGAUGCGUCAAGGUCGAAGGAGUGCAUCUGUGGGUCCAUUCACAAAUCAUCAAAUAUUAACGGAAAAAAUAACUACAUUCAAACAAAACAGUUUCAAUAUUAAUGCAGAUAACUUCUACCAAUCUUCUCCAUCAUCCCAACAUUCAUCCGAAUCCUAUAAGUCAUCUUUACACUCUCCGUCCCUCAAUGAACCACAGGUGUUUUUCAACACUGAUAAAAAAAAGAAUAUUUUUGAAACACCCAACAGUUUAUUGUUUACCAACAACAACAUCAAAAAUUAUAAUUGUGACGAGAAAAGUGCUUUUUUAAAUUCCGGUAUUGCUUCAGAUAUAAAACAUACUCUGCAUGCACCCUCAUAUAACUAUGAAAAACAAAUUUUAGAUAACAGCAAUAUUUCAACUAUUAAUGAAAGUUUGCACAAUAAAGCUUUUUUGCCAUUCAAUAAUUCAGACAAUCCUAUGUUAAAUAAAAGUGAUGUUUUAUCAGAAAAUUUUAGAUUUCAGGACCAGAUUAAGAAUGAUUAUAAAAAAAUGCGUCAAAAAAAUGCAAUUGACACAAUCAAAACGAGUAUGAAGCGUCAAGGUCAAAGGAAUGUACCUUUGAAUCCAUUUCAAAAUUAUCAAAUAAUAACGGAAAAAACAACUACAAUUAAACAAAACAGUUCCAAUAUUAAUGCAGAUAACUCCUACCAGUCUUCUCCAUCAUCCCAACAGUCAUCCUUAUCCUAUAAAUCAUCUGCCCUACCCUAUCCGCCGCUCAAUGAAGCGGAGGUGUUUUUCAACACUGAGAAAAAACAGAAUAUUUUUGAAACACCCACCAAUAUGUUGUUUAGCAACAACUACAUCAAAAAUUAUUACCGUGACGAGAAAAGUAAUUUUUUCAAUCCCAGUACUUUACGUGCACCUGCAAAUGACAAUGAAAAACAAUUUUUAGAUUACAGCAAUACCUCAGCUAUUAAUGAAAGUUUGCACAAUAAAACAUUUUGUCCAGUAAAUAAUUCUGACAGCUAUAUGUUAAAUAAAAAAGAUGAUUUAUCAGAACAGUUUCGAUUUCAGGACCAGAAUAUAAAUGAUUGUAACGAAAUGUGUCAAAAAAAUGCGAUUGAUACAAUCGAAGCUAGAAUUAUGCGUCAAGGUCGCAGUAAUGUAUCUGUGGAUCCAUUCCAAAAUCAUCAAAUAUUAACGGAAAAAACAACUACAUUAAAAAAAAACAGUUCCAAUACCAAUGCAGAUAACUUCUACCAGACUUCUCUAUCAUCCCAACAGUCAUUCGAAUUCUAUAAGUCAUCUUCACCCAAUCCGCCGCUCAAUGCACCAGAGGUGUUUUUUAACACUGACAAAAGGCAAAAUAUUUUUGAAACACCAACCAGUUUAUUGUUUAGCAACAACAACAUCAAAACUAAUUAUAGCGAGGAAAAAUGUACCUUUUACAAUGCCGGAAUCGCUUCAGAUAUUUUUCAUUCUUUGCACCCACCUUCAUAUGACUAUAAAAAACUUCUUUUAGAUUACAGCAAAACCUCAACUAUUAAUGAAAGUUUCCACAAUAAAGCUUUUAGACCAGUAAAUAAUUCUGACAAUCGUAUUUUAAAUAGAAAAGAUGUUUUUUCAGAAGAGCUUAGAUUUCAGGAACAGAUUAUGAAUGACUAUAACAAAAUGCGUCAAAAAAAUGCGGUUGACACAAUCAAAACGAUUAUCAUGCAUCAAGGUCGAAAGAAUGUAUCUGUAGGUACGUUACAAAAUCAUCAAAUAUUAACGGAAAAAACAAAUACAUUCAAACAAAACAUUUCCAAUAUUAAUGCAGAUAACUUCUACCAGUCUUCUCCAUCAUCCCAACAGUCAUUUGAAUCCUAUAAGUCAUCUUCACCCUAUCCGCCGCUAAAACCAGAGGUGUUUUUUAACACUGUCAAAAAGCAGAAUAUUUUUGAAACACCCAACAGUUUGUUGUGCAGCAAAAACUACAUCAAAACUAAUUAUUGCGAAGAAAAAAGUACCUUUUUCAAUCUCGAAAAUGCUUCAGAUAUAAAUCAUACUUUGCAUGCACCUUCAUAUGACUAUGAAAAACUUCUUUUAGUACCUCAACUAUUAAUGAAAGUUUCCCAAUAA
Hydra vulgaris (swiftwater hydra) is the source of this 2249-nucleotide messenger RNA. RefSeq lists its product as uncharacterized. NCBI's taxonomy places the organism in Eukaryota, Metazoa, Cnidaria, Hydrozoa, Anthoathecata, Hydridae. The record is from RefSeq and is a predicted model, not a curated record.